Molecule: messenger RNA, 1508 nt
Organism: Talpa occidentalis (Iberian mole)
Lineage: Eukaryota; Metazoa; Chordata; Mammalia; Eulipotyphla; Talpidae
Gene: SPATA46
Product: spermatogenesis associated 46
Exons: 3
Coding region: 116-835 (239 amino acids)
Biological process (GO): fertilization
Cellular component (GO): nuclear membrane
Source: RefSeq, a predicted model, not a curated record
ACUUUCCCUGACAUUAUGUCCUCACGUGCCACCAGCUUGCCAGGUAAACUCUGGUGCCACUAGGGCCACAAAAAUGUGGUGUUUUGAAGCUUUUAAUUGAGUACUCUACCAGACCAUGUUACAGGACCACGAUUUAGUGAGAAAGUCAAAUUACACAUGGGGAGAAAAUAAUUUUUCAAAAUACUUCAUUGACGACAUUACAAAGACUGCGUUAUCCACUGAGGCAUCCAACCCAGCUCAGACCCUGCCGCCCCAGUACCAAAGCAGCAUCCUCCGGCACGGGGUGCAUAACACAGUGCUCUCACCAGACUACAUCUUAGGGUACCCCCAAAGUGGGGAGCGACUGAGGCGGAACUGCACCAUCUACCGGCCCUGGUUCUCUCCUUACAGCUACUUCGUGUGCACAGACAAGGAGAGCCAUCUGGAGACCUACAGAUUCCCAGAGGUGCAGCAGGACGAGGGCAGGGGGGACAGCUGCUUCCCUGAGGAUGUGGCUGAGAGCCUAUGCUCAUCCUCUUCCUCCCCAGAGAACAUGUGCCCCCGAGAAGCCACCAAGAAAUUCCAGCACAGCCCAGACUCAGUGGACUACAUCACGUCACAGGACAUCCUAGAGGCCUGCAGGUGGCACCCGGCACAACAGAGCGGCUUCAAGUGCGUGGCCUGCUGCCGCAUGUACCCCACCCUGCACUCCCUCAAGAGCCACAUCAGGGGGGGCUUCAAGGAGGGCUUCAGCUGCAAGGUGUACUACCGCAAGCUCAAGUCCCUCUGGGGCAAGGAGCAGAAGGCCAGGCCUGGGGACAGGUUCUCCUCAGGCAGUGGCCAAGCCUUCAAGUAGCCCCCAAAGGGCAGAUGUUACCUUGUUAGUGAACACCUCAGAGAAACAGGGUGGAGCCUAUUUAUGUCUCUAGAGAGAGGUCAAUAAAUCCAAGUUAGUCUCUACCUCCGUCAAGUCCAAGGUCACCUGGUUCCUCCUGCUGUUCUCCGCUCCCCCCCCCAACCCGGACCCCAGCCUGUCUCCCAGUCCUCUAACCAUAUUGGGAGACACCAGGUUCACCUCCCUGCCCCUUUACCACUCUCCAUGGGCAGUCCCAGACCUGCAGGGCAGCACCCCCAGGAAUCUGCUAGAAGGACAAGUCUCAGACCCCACUCAGACUUGAGUCAGACUCAGGCGACGCUGGUACAGCCUUAAGAGGAGAGGCACCACUUUAAGAAGCUGAGCUUGUCGGCCCCUCUGUAACCAGUCCCUUCCCCACUUCCCUGCCCCACUGUGAGGGAGAUAACACUGGUGGGAAAAGGGUGGAUGUCCUUUCCUUCUGGCACAGGGAAGCUUCCACUAGCAGAAUCUACAGUUUGGCUGCUUCUUAGCUAUUUGGUGUGCUGAGAGAUAGGAGAGGCCUGUAAAUAAAACAGCAAAGUGGCAAACAGGGAUAGGCCUGUCCUCCCUACCCCUCACAGACUCCAGAGCACUUCAAAGGGGCAGCUCUUGUAAUAGAGCAGAAUCAGUGUGA